AUGAGGGGCGGCCGCGUCACCAUCCCGGCCCGAUGUAGACCUAGGGGCGGGCCUAAGGGACCACCCAGGGAUAGGGCACGGGCGACCGUCUUGAUACCGCGGGCGUGGGAAAUGGGGGACAGUCUGCGUGUGAUCCGUCGAUCCUCACCCCUUCCCUUGCGUUUUCCAGGAGUGAAGCGUCGCGAGGGCGGGCAGAAGCGGAAGCUGGGGCGCAACCCCCGCGUCCCCUUUUCCUCGACGCAGCUGGCGGCACUCGAGGCACGCUUCAGGCAGUCCCAGUACUUGUCCUCGUGCGACGUGGCGGAACUCUCGUCGCUCCUCAACCUCACGGAGACAAGGAAUCUUCAAGAACCUUUGCGACAUUCCAAGCAGUUUAGGCUUUGUGGAACCAGGUCACUCUUGGAGAUCACUUUGCCUUCAUUAAACAAGUCUCCAUUCACAGAGGAGUCUAUACUCCAGACAAAUAAUGUAAAGUUUUGCAUUGAUUCUCCACCGUUGCAGGGAAACAGAACUCGCGUGACCUUCAAAGAACUUUUCUAA
Molecule: messenger RNA, 540 nt
Organism: Penaeus chinensis
Lineage: Eukaryota; Metazoa; Arthropoda; Malacostraca; Decapoda; Penaeidae
Product: homeobox protein MSX-2-like
Exons: 4
Coding region: 1-540 (179 amino acids)
Biological process (GO): regulation of transcription by RNA polymerase II; embryonic morphogenesis
Cellular component (GO): nucleus
Molecular function (GO): RNA polymerase II transcription regulatory region sequence-specific DNA binding; DNA-binding transcription factor activity, RNA polymerase II-specific
Source: RefSeq, a predicted model, not a curated record